Messenger RNA from Halichondria panicea, 7457 nucleotides. Its product is annotated as ankyrin repeat domain-containing protein 17-like. Gene Ontology annotation, molecular function: protein binding. The record is from RefSeq and is a predicted model, not a curated record. The transcript is spliced from 17 exons. NCBI's taxonomy places the organism in Eukaryota, Metazoa, Porifera, Demospongiae, Suberitida, Halichondriidae. Bases 4407 to 7277 code for a protein of 956 amino acids.
GAUCAUGUUUGUCAUAAAUACUGCAAUCUGAUUGGUUAGAGGAAAUGUUCUAUCCAAUUUAGAAAAUCAUGUACUUCAAUAGAAAAUCAUGUACUUCAAUAGAAAAUCAUGUAGCAAAGAUUUGAUCAAGAUAAGAUAAUAAUCAUAAUAAACGUACAUAAUAAUAAUAAUAAUAAGCAAUACUUGACGUCAAUGAGUGUUUCUUUGGUAUUGUUUCCUUUCUUGCUUGUUCUACUAUCUUUACUUGACUUUGGGGGAGCGAAUUUUCUUGCUUUCUUUGCCACUGGAGCAGUAAGUAGGUUCUCACUGGCUAUGGAGGAGAGCAAAUAGUCUACGAACCUUCGUCUUGCAGGUCAGAGAGAGCAGAGAGCAGAUAGGAAGGUGGGGCUGGUUGCUGCAGCAGAUAUGGAGGUGGGGCUGGUUGCUGCAAAGACAGAGCUGGAGGUGUGGCUGGUUUGGAAGGAAGCAGGGAAGGGUGGGCUGGGUUUCAGUAGUUCGAAACCGUGUAAUAGGGGAACUCAAGAAAGCGUUCGGCACAGGAGGAGGCUCAGAAUCCAUUGUUUGUGCGUUCAAACCAUUGUUGUCAGGCGUAUGAGCGUUGUUGCUAUGAUCUAAAAUGCUUAGACACUGUUUAGGAAGUCUCCACGUGAUUUAGAAGCCCUCAGGGCUAGUAGAACCCUCACUGCGUUCGGGAUUCUACAGAACGCCCUUUGGACUUCUAAAUCACGUAGAAACUUCCUAAACAGUGUCUAACUAUUAUAUAGAAUUAUGCAUGCAGAACAUCAUGUACAUGUAUACCAUUGCAGGGUUACACAAUAAUAAUGCACACUAUCAAGAGUUCAUUACGCAACUCCACUUAAAACCAUAGUAGGCGUUCCUUCAGGCCUACGUCACAACCACAUGCUGUUGUAUAAAGUGUGAAAUCAAAUUUGCAUAGUGAUGAUUAUCACUAAUUUACAACUGCGGUAGGAAAGGCAAUGAAUAACAGCAUUACUAAUUUACCUUUCCUACUUGUUGCGGUUACAACAGCCAGUAUCUGUGACAUAGGAGUGGAGGAAUGCUUUUUGUGCACAGUCUAUUGGAGUUGCGUACUCUUCCUAAUGAACUCUUGACACUAUAAUUAUAUAUACCUGCAGUUGACAAUAAAAAUCAAAUAGAUAUAUAUAGUACUCCCUGCAUGCUAUAGUGUAAUUAUUGACCAGUGCCAAAAGAAUUAUUUACAAUUACAAGUCUAUACGAUUUUAUAUAAGCUAUAUAUAUUAUAGCUAUCACUGCAUGAUUAUUGAAAGAAAUGCGACCACGCUUGUAUACUGAUAUAGAUGAACAAAUAUAAUGUUAAGUACCGUAUAGCGCGAAAUUUUCGAGGGGCUUAAUUUUCGCGGAUUUCGUGGGUUGGAAUUCUACACGAAAAUUAAGUCCACGAAAAGUGUUCGUUAAUAAGAAUUACCUGCUACAUGCAAAUAUUUAAAGGCGUGGCUUCCGGUAAACAGUCAUUCCGCGAACAUUGUGCAACGAAAUGGCUUUUAGAGGCCAAUCCACGAAAUAUAAGUGCCUCGAAAAUUUCGCGCUAUACGGUAAUUAUGAUGUACACUAUAGCACGUACUAUAGUUUGGCCCUGCAUGUACGCAUGUAGUACAUGCAUGCAUGCUCAGUGCUAUAAUUAAGGUGUCGACUGGAUAAUGAUACAAAACAAUAGAGAGAAGGAUUUCGAUGAAUUCGUGUAAUUUUAGUUGACUGAAUAUAAUUAUAGCUAUAGGUAUAAUUUUCAUAAAACUGUUUCGAAAGCACAUGCAGCAGGUUCUAUAUUAUAUUGAAGUAAAAGUGCAUUCAGAUUAUCUUGUACAAGGCAUAUAAAUAUAAUGACUCGCCUUAAGAUCCUCAAACGAGUUUCAUGACAGUGCUGGAUUUCCUCUAUAUAUAUAUAGGAUAUUCUGUGAUUACAAUCGACGUGUCACCUUCUGUAAAAUUAUAUGCACGUCUAUAUUAAUUGGUCAGUAUAGUAGAUUAUGCUAUAGCGCAUUAGAAGUGAGUAAUAGUCUAAAUAAAGUGCUAUAGAAACUUACUUUAAUACAGCGUUAAAACUUUCGUGGUGGAGCAAUAUUAAUUUAGUCAGUUCGUGGGAUGUAUUUUUGUGGCUGCAUGUGCACUGUAGGUAAAAGUGGUCAAUGAUCUCAGUACGCUAUUUUACCAAUGGUAAGGGGGUAUACUUUUUUUUCAUUAGGGGGUAUACUUUUUCAUUAGGGUAUACGUUAUAAAAAUGAUUUGGAAGCUGUAAACUACGCUCACUGCACACUCAGUUUGAGGUGGUAAAUUCCAAAAAAUAAGUGUAACAGUUUCCUUUGAUAGAGUGGUGCGGGGGCCAUAUGUUACACUUAGCUAUACAAUGUACAUGUAUUGGUAUCUCAAGUAUCUCAAGUAAUUUUUUGUGUAAGUAUAUACACAGUUGAGUUCAAGUAGAUGUUCAAGUAGAUGUGACCUUUGCUUGUUCAUCAUUCGUUCGUGGUUAAUUCUAAAGCAUUAUUAUGUCUGGCUAAGAUUAUGUGUGUUGUGCAAGGCGCUGACUAUGGUGUUCAAUAGAGGAGAUAGGACAUGCACAUGCAGGGCCGUAGAUAGCUUAGGUUUGCAGGAAAUAACAGCUGAAAAUUUUUACUAAAAAAAAGGUCAACUGUUAUUUCAUAUCCGUGAUCUCGCUUACAUAAUUUCUCCCACACAGAGACUGAUGGAGACAACAGUCAAGAUAAAAUUGACAUUGAUGUAUUAUUAUCAUGUCUGGCCCCAGACCACUCCCUUGCACGUGAUCUGACAUGUGCCAGGGAGGAGUCUGGCCUCGAGACUAGGUUCCUCUCUCCUCCUUCAGGGAGGGCGGCGACGCCCGUCUAGAUUGUUGAUACAAUCACAGAUUUGAAGAGCAAAAGGAGCGAGGCCAGAGGGAGACGGAUUGGAAACGGAAGUUACUAAACACCAAGUAAACACCCGCCGUCACCUUCGAGGUUAAGCCACUGCCACCAAUUAAACAAAGUGCACCUGCCCAAUACACUCGCAAGCCGUCGAGUCACUGUUGCACAAAACAAUAAUAUCUCAAAAUCUAAGUUGUGGUUGAAACUGGUUGAAAAGCUAUUUCACAUCAGUAUAAGCCCAGCAAUGAACCAUCCUGAUCUUAAAAACGUCAAGUGUAUUUCCUUGAAAGAUACACGCCAAACCAAACCCACUAUCAAAGUACACAGUCUUGAAUGAUUUGCGAGGUUUCGGAUUAAAGGGGUCCGGAUUAGCGAGGUUCUACUGUAUUAGUAGCUUUAUGUUAUGUAGCUUUGGCAUCUCCACCGAGGCAUCAGCACCUGUGGUGCUUUCAUUAUGUUAGUCUUUGUUGCAAGUCAAAAGAGUGUUCAGUUCUAGGCAAAAAAAUUAAUGUCUGAAUGUGAAGAUUAUUUGAAUAUUAACAUUUUGUGUCGUUGCAUGUGUGCUGUGUUUAUGUCUACAUUUAUUUACGUUGUUUUUAUGUUAUCAGGGCCUAUUUUUCACGCUAUUUUGUGAUUUUCCUGGAAGUCAUCAGUGUUAUAUACAUGCAGUGAUGUUUAAUAAUCCCAUGCAGGAACUAUAAUCAACAUGACUGCCACUAUAAUGCUAAUUACAGGAGACUCAGUGCAUGCACUCCUGUAAUUAUUAAUAGCUUGAUAAUUAUGCCCCCAUAUCAUGCCCCGCCCCAAUGGCACUAUACUUAAAUUUACGUAGCUUGUUAUGAUCAUUGAUUAUAAAUUAUAAACAUGCAAUGGAUGUACAUGUGUAAAUGUAUAGAAUCUAGGCAAAGAGAUUGUUAUUAAGAGGAACGACCACUAGAUCUAUAGAUAUCUAUAUAAUAUCUAGCUAGAUCUAGAUAUUAUAAUUAAGGUCCCCAAUAGCAUCCGGAAUUGAAUUGCAACGUGAAUGAACCACGGGACUUUACUUCAUCUUCCUCUACUUGACGUGGUGCAUGGAUCUUCUUCAAAACAAAUGGAGCAUGCAUGAUAUGAUUUCUUCAUCAGUUGGUUUUAAAAGUGAGUUAAGUACUUGUUUACUUUUUCCUUGGUAGAACAAUACCUCUCUUGUAUUAUUAGCAUGUGGAAUUGAAUUGGAGUAGGUUCUACCAGAGAUAGAGUAAUCUCUGGUUCUACAAAUAUUCUCACCAAGUUGAUCUAACUGCUGACUACUACCACCCACACAGAUUGCUUGCGAGAUAGAUAUAUAGUGGGUGGGUGGUAUAGAUCUAUAGAUUGUCAGAGUUCUGGGGAAAACCCACUGCACAAACAAUAAUUAUGGUAGUCUAGGCUAGGCUGCUAGGCUUGUGUGUAGGUUAACCUGUGUGUAGCCCAACUAUAUAUAUAGCAUACUAGCAGAGCAGGACAAACACCUGUUAUUACAUCAGUGCAAGAAUGAGUACUCUGUCGGGAACCUCUGCGCCCGAGUACAAAGCAUUUCGUGAAUGUUACGGUGUUCUAGUGAACACUGUGAAACAACAAGUUGGCGAGACCUGUGAUUCUUUAUAUGCUAAAAGCUACAUACCAGAGACAGUUCGAGACUACACAAGAACGGAUGGAAUUCCAGACUUGAAAAAAGCUCAGAAAUUGGUCGACUUUGUUAGUGAUGCCAUUAAAACUAACUCCAAUGUUCUCCGUGGGUUUAUUGCGAUACUCAAACUUGAAGGUCCGUUCAAUGAUGACAUUGUGAAAAAACUGGAAGAAAGUUAUCGAAAAGCAUGUGAGCAUAAAUCGUUUCAAUCUUCUGAAAAAUCGAGUGACGUACACCAAGCUGACGAUGGAGAUGUUUCCUCUGGAGAUGAGUCGUUUCAUUCGGCCAUAGAUGAUCGAAAUGUAUUUGUGUGUCCUUACUGCCAAGAGUGUUCUCUUCAACAGUUUUACUCAAAAGAAGGGUGUCCCAAGAAAUCAAUAUCUCACAAAACUAGAUCUACCAAUCUCUUCCCUUAUCUCGAUGUGACAGGUCUUGCUGACGAACAUGUCUUUGAUUUGGAAGAAAGAUUGAUAUCCGAUACAAGAGAAAUUAUGAUCAAGUUUUCUGAUUUCUCGUUGUGUGUUAGAAAGUCAUUGGAAGAAAUGGAUAUUCCUUUAGACAAGUUACAAGAUUGUGUACUGAGUGCCGUUAUUCUCCAGAAAGAUCAAGGUGUGAGUGCACUUGAUACCGAGCACAAGGAGAGGGUCCUUGCGGCAAACAGCCUUGCCAGAAUAUUCUCCAUACUUCGAGUCUAUGAUUACAUCUCAUUCUUGAACUACCAAAUCAUUGAGCUGCUCAUUCAACACCAUGGAAAUGCUGAUGAGAACAAAAGGCUUAAACAGUAUCUUGUUGCUUUGAGAACCUUCUGCCAACGAAGUAUUUUCGAAGUCCCUUUAUCUGUUUUUUCAUCACACAGGUCUCGUAAGACGGCCAAAGUGUUUGCGCUCAAAUGCACAGAACGGACAUUAACACUACAGGGAGUUCGAGCGAUGCAAAACAAUGUUGCUGAAAUCUUAGGCCUGGAAUUCAAUGCUUUACAACUUUGCUCCGUCAAGAAAGGUUGUGUUGAGUUACACUUCUUGGUUUCCGCAGCUGUUGCUGAGCAUAUCUUCCCACUGUCCCCUUCUCAACAGUCGGCACUCAGUGAGAUUGGAGCGAGGCUUCUCCCGUAUGACGAAGAAAAUGAGAGAGAGAUAACGUUGGAACCUCAGUCACCCACCACACUUCCAGAAGGGCUUUCCCAGUCCACAGCUCAGGAGAUAGUGUGUCCAUCACUCCCCAAAAAGUUGAAACUAUCGCCCUCAAGAUCUGUACAGGAUGAGAAUACUCUCCAUACUGCGUGUGAAAGAGGAGACAUUGAAACUGUGAAGUUGAUGAUUGACAAGGGAGCAGAUGUAAACGAGUGGGGCAUAGAUGGUAACACCCUACUUUAUGCUGCCUGUAAGAAUGGUCACACUGAGACUGCCCAGGUGCUGAUUGACGGGGGAGCAAAUGUGCACCAGCCCACUAGGGAUGAGAAUACCCCACUCCUUGCUGCUUUAGAGAAAGGCCACACUGAUACUGCCCAGUUGCUGAUUGAUAGGGGAGCAGAUGUGAACUGGUGGAAAACAGUAUGUAUACCUGAUGGUAACGCACCACUUCAUGCUGCUUGUGAGAAAGGCGACACUGAGAUUGCCCAGUGGCUGUUUGACAGGCGAGCAAGUGUGAACAGUAGGAACUCGGCAGGGAGUACCCCACUGCUUGCUGCCUGUGAGAAUGGCCACACUGAGACUGCCUUGUUGCUGAUUGACAGAGGAGCAUAUGUGAACCAGCGUCACAGCCAGACAGGGAACACCCCACUCCAUGUUGCCUGUGAGAAUGGCCACACUGAAACUGCCCAGUUACUGAUUAACAAGGGAGCAGAUGUGAACAAAGGGAACACGGACGAAAAUACCCCACUCCUUGUUGCCUUAGAGAAAGGCCACAUUGAGACUGCCCAGUUGCUGAUUGACCAGCGAGCAGAUGUGCACCUGUGUAAUAAGGAAGGAAAUACACCACUCCUUGUUGCCUUGGAGAAAGGCCACAUUGAGACCGCCCAGUUGCUGGUUGACAGGGGAGCAGAUGUGGACCAAUCUAACAAUGAAGGAAAUACACCGCUCCUUGUUGCCUUAGCGAAAGGCCACAUUGAGACCGCCCAGUUGCUGAUUGAUGGGGGAGCAGAUAUGUAUCAUUGCAACAAGGAAGAAAAUACACCACUCCAUAUUGCCCUAAAGAAAGGCAUCACUAAGACUGCCCAAUUGCUGAUUCACAGAGAAAAAAAUGUGAACAGGUGUAACCUGGAAGGAAACACCCCACUCCACGUUGCCUGUGAGAAUGGCGAUACUAAGACUGCCCAGCUGCUGAUUAAGAAAGGAGCAGUUGUGCACAAGUGUAACAAGGAAGGGAACACCCCACUCCAUGUUGCCUGUAAGAAUGGCCAUAAUGAUACUGCCCAGUUACUGAUUGACAGUGGAGCAGAUUUAAACAGACAGAACAGGAAAGAGAACACCCCACUCCAUGUUGUCUGUGAGAAAGGUCACACUGAGACUGCCCAGUUACUGAUUGACAGGGGAGCAGAUUUGCACCACUAUAACAAGGAAGGGAAUACAGCAUUCCGUGUUGCCAGUAUGAGAGGCGACACCAUCAUUACCCAGUUGCUGAUUGACAGAGGUGUAAAAGAGGCACAAGUUGAACCUGACACCACCUUAAGUGACAAGCUCGAGUCCCUUCGAAGAUUUAAUUCCCACUCAUCAACCUCAGGCUCUACUCCUGGUUAAAAAUUGUGACCACCUGCACGGUUGAUUCAUAUUUUGUUGUGUGAGUUGUAUGUAAUAAUUAUACGCUCAAUUUUGUAUAAAAUUUAAUUAUGUAUAGCAUAGAUUUGAGCACAGAUAUAUUUUUGUAGCAUUUUAUGUACACUGUAUGUAACUAUCAUCAUAGCCAUAGUGUAGUUUUAC